Messenger RNA from Lagenorhynchus albirostris (white-beaked dolphin), 3058 nucleotides. RefSeq names its product zinc finger protein 160-like. Gene Ontology annotation, biological process: regulation of DNA-templated transcription. NCBI's taxonomy places the organism in Eukaryota, Metazoa, Chordata, Mammalia, Artiodactyla, Delphinidae. The record is from RefSeq and is a predicted model, not a curated record. The coding region runs from base 123 to 1694 and encodes 523 amino acids. The transcript is spliced from 4 exons.
GACCCCGGAAGCGGUUACCGCGGAGCGAAGGUCGCCCUACGGGAUCGGUCGACUUGAAAGACUCAUAUUGCCUGAGGAAGAAGCCCUGAAGAGGAGGAAGAGGAAAGAAAGAGGAGUCUGGAAUGGCUCUUUCUCAGACACAGUUGACAUUCAAGGAUGUGGCCAUAGAAUUCUCUCAGGAGGAGUGGGAAUGCCUGGACCCUGCUCAGAGGGCCUUGUACAGGGACGUGAUGUUGGAGACCUACGGGAACCUGCUCUCCCUGGAUACCUCUCUUAAAUGUGUGAUCAAGGAAUCCGCACCAAAAGAGAACAGUCAUACAGGGGAAGUGUUGCAAACAGUGUUGUUGGAAAGACAUGAAAGCUGUGAGACUGAGGACUAUGGCUAUAGGGAAAUCCAGAAAAAUGAGCGUGACUUUGAGUACCAGUGGAGAAGUGACAAAAGAAAUUACAGAGGAGUGCCUGUCACCCAUAAAAAAAAUCUCACUGGUAGAAGAGAUCAACAUGGUAGAAGAGAUGAAGGAGACAAGCCUAUUGAAAACAGGCUCGGACUAAGCUUUCAGUCACAUCUGGCCGAACUGCAGAUAUUUCCAACUGAAGGGCCAUUGUAUGAGUAUCAUCAAGUUGAGAAGUCUAACAACAGUGGUUCCUCACUGUCAGUACUUCAGAGAAUUCUUCCGAGUGUCCAAACCAACAUUUUUAAUGAAUAUGGGAAUGAUUUCUGGCAUUCUUCGUUACUCACAGAAGACCAGAAAGCAUACAUUAGGGAAAAACCUUACAAAUGUGAUGAGUAUGACAAAGCAGUUAAUCAUGGCUCACAACUCACUAACCAUCAGGUAAUCCACACAGGUGUGAAACCUUACAAAUGUAAUGUAUGUGGCAAAGCCUUUAACCAGAGCUCACAUCUCACUAGACAUCAAAGAAUCCACACAAGAGGGAAACAUCACAAGUGUGAGGAAUGUGGUAAGGGCUUCAGUUACAGUUCACACCUUCUACGUCAUCGCAGAAUUCAUACCGGAGAGAAACCCUACCAGUGUAGCGAGUGUGACAAAGCCUUUAGUGUGUAUUCAAGUCUUAUUUAUCAUCAGGUCGUCCAUACUAGAGAGAAACCGUACAAAUGUAAUGAGUGUGGCAAGGUCUUCAGUCAGAGUUCAAGCCUUACUAAUCAUCGCAGGAUUCAUACUGGAGAGAAACCUUACAAAUGUAAUAAAUGUGGCAAAGCCUUUAAUCAGAGCUCCCACCUCACUCGACAUCAGGUCAUGCACACUGGAGAGAAACCCUACAAAUGUAGUGAGUGUGGGAAGGUCUUCACUCAGAAUUCAAGCCUCGUAAGUCAUCGGAGAAUUCAUACUGGGGAGAAGCCAUACAAAUGCAACGAGUGUGGCAAAGCAUUUGGUGUGUAUUCAAGUCUUACUUAUCAUCAGGUCACCCAUACUAGAGAGAAACCUUACAAAUGUAAUGAGUGUGGCAAGGUCUUCAGUCAGAGUUCAAGCCUUCCUAGUCAUCGCCGGAUUCAUACCGGAGAGAAACCUUACAAAUGUAAUCAGUGCGGCAAAUCCUUUAUUCAUUGCUCAAACUUCAACAGACAUAAGAAAAUCCACACUGGAGAGAAACCUUACCAAUGCAGUGAGUGUGGCAAGGUCUUCACUCAAAACUCAAGCCUCAUAAGUCAUCGGAGAAUUCAUGCUAGAGAGUAACCUGACCGAUGUAACGAGUGUGGCAAAAUAACACAAGUUCAAGCAUGGAUUGACACCAGAGAGUCCACACUAAAGAGAAAUUACAUCAGUGUAACAUAUAGGACAGAGGACUUGUACAGACUUCGCAACUCACUAGACAUCAGAAUAUACAUCUUUGAUGAAGCCACAAGAAUGUAAUGUGUGUAUAAAGGCUCUUAUCUGUAGAUCAAAACUACAGAACAUCGCAAGAUUCCUACUGGAGAUCAGCUUUACAAAUGUAAUGAACGUGGGAAGGCUUUUUAUUAAACAUUCAUGGCUUUGAUGUCAUGAGAGGAUUUAUACCUGAGAGAAACCAGGGAAAUUUUUUUUUUUUUUUUUUUUAGGUACGCGGGCCUCUCACUGCUGUGGCCUCUCCCGUUGCGGAGCACAGGCUCCGGACGCGCAGGCCCAGCGGCCAUGGCUCACGGGCCCAGCCGCUCCGCAGCAUGUGGGAUCUUCCCGGACCGGGGCACGAACCCAUGUCCCCUGCGUCGGCAGGUGGACUCUCAACCACUGCGCCACCAGGGAAGCCCAUGGAAAUUUACUGAAUGUGGAAAGGCCUUUAAGCAACAGUGUCCCCUCAGGAUUCACCAAAGAAUUCAUAAUGGAAAGAAGCCUUACAAAAGUAAUGAAUAUUUAAAAUUUCUUCAAGACUUUUUGCAACAGAAUCCACAUCAGAGUAUUCACAUGAGGAAUAACUAAGUCUCAAGUUUAGUCUGAAAUAUUGCAUACUGCAGAAUAAAAUUAAAAGUCAAAAUAUGUUAAAACUUAGGUAGAUAUAUAGCUAGAUCCUGAGGAUGUUAUCCUAUGGUUUCUUUUCUGAAUCUCUUAUAGUUUAAAGUAGUAUAGUUUUACAUUUCACGUUUAAAGCUAUGACCGAUUUUGAGCUAAUAUUUGUGCAGGUGUGAAGUUUUGGUGGAGAUUCUUUCAUUUUUUUUCCUAGUGUGGAAGAUCAGUUGAUAUGGUGUAAUUUUUUUCAGAUUCUUGCUUCAUUCAGGUUUCUUGGUACCUUUGUCAAAACUCAGUUGCAAGUAAUUGUGUGGGGCUAUUUCUGGGUUCUCUGUUUUGUUCCAUCGUUCUGUAUGUCUCACUCCACAAAAUCAGUCUUGAUUACUUUUUAUCUUAUUAGAAGUUUUGAAUUGAAUGAGUGAUUCCAACCAGUUUAUUCUUCUUCAGAUAUUUUAGCUAUUCUAGUUCCUUUUGCCUUUCCAUAUAAGUUUUAGAAAAAUCUUGUUUGUGCCUACAAAAUAUCUUGAUAGAAAAUGCAUUAAGCCUGCCUGUCAGUUUGCGAUCAUUUGACAUCAUUUCUAUGUUAGGCCUUCCAAUAAAUGGCUGUAGUAUGUCUA